AUGCCUCCCAAGAAGGCGGAUCAGCCCAAGAAAAAGAAGCCUACGGUCGAGGAUAAGACCUUUGGCAUGAAAAACAAAAAAGGAUCGUCUGCAAAGAAACAGAUCGCUCAACUACAAGCCCAAGAAAAAUCGAAUAAGUCUUUGGAUGCAAAGAGAAAAGAAGCGGAGAAAGCUAAGCGUGAAGCUGAGAAGAAAGCCGCAGAACAGGCUAAGCGUGAGGUGGCGGAACUGUUCAAGCCCGUACAGACCCAGAAAGUUCCGUUUGGUGUGGAUCCUAAGACCGUUCUCUGCGUUUUCUACAAACAAGGUAAUUGUGAGAAAGGUCGCAAGUGCAAGUUUAGCCAUGACCCGAACGUCGAGCGGAAAGCUGCUAAGAAGGAUUUGUACACCGAUUCUCGAGAUGGCAAGGCUGCCGAGGAAGAGGAGAAGAAGAAAGAUACCAUGGACGGCUGGGAUGAAGAAAAGCUACGCAACGUUGUCCUUAGCAAACACGGCAAUCCAAGAACAACGACUGACAAGGUUUGCAAAUUCUUUAUCGAGGCGGUCGAGAACCAGAAGUAUGGAUGGUUCUGGGUUUGUCCCAAUGGAGGUGACAAGUGCAUGUACAAACAUUCUUUGCCGCCUGGUUUCGUUUUGAAGACGAGGGAACAAAAGUUGGCUGAGAAAGCCUUGAUGGACAAGUCUCCGCUGAACACCUUGACGCUGGAGGAUUGGCUGGAGUCCGAACGACACAAGUUGACCGGUGAACUGACACCGGUUACGCCUGAAUCCUUCGCCAAGUGGAAGAAGGAUCGCCUGGACAAGAAGGCGGCCGAGGAACAGGCCCAGAAAGCCAAGGAAGCGACCGGACGAGCGAUGUUCGAAAGUGGAGACUGGGAGGACGAAGAGGAGAGUAGUGAUGAGGAGGAUGACGAUGGUGCUUUCAAUCUGGAUGCCCUGCGGAGGGAGACUGAGAGAUUGCGUGAGCAGAAGGAACAAGAGCGCCUGGCAAAGCUGCAUGGGACACCGGUUCCUAUCUCGAAUGACGAGACAAUCGCACAGGAGGGUGAAGGAUGA
Molecule: messenger RNA, 1056 nt
Organism: Aspergillus tanneri
Lineage: Eukaryota; Fungi; Ascomycota; Eurotiomycetes; Eurotiales; Aspergillaceae
Product: translation machinery-associated protein TMA46
Exons: 4
Coding region: 1-1056 (351 amino acids)
Biological process (GO): cytoplasmic translation
Cellular component (GO): cytosol
Molecular function (GO): metal ion binding; mRNA binding
Source: RefSeq, a predicted model, not a curated record